AUGAGUGAAACAAAUAAAUUAGUUGAUUCCAUCAAUUUGGUGACGUCGAUUAAAAACUUAAAGACACCAUAUGAAUUUAAAGAUAUGCAAUUGCAAGAUGCAACAGCGUUUCUUACACAAUUUAAUGAUUAUGUUAAAGCACUUAGCUUCAAUGAGUUUGAAUGCAAAAUAGCUCUUAGGCUGGCACUUAAAGGGACAGCAGCAAGAUGGUUAGAGUCACAUCAAGAGAGGUUAUAUGUAGAUAUUGCUAACAUGUUUUUAAAGAGAUUAGUUCCACCAGACAAGAGUUUACAUGCGAUUACAAUGCUUAAGAAUCUUAACCAACACCCAGUGAAUCACUAUGGGGUUUUCUUGACAAAGCAAGUUUAA
Messenger RNA from Hepatospora eriocheir, 369 nucleotides. NCBI's taxonomy places the organism in Eukaryota, Fungi, Microsporidia, Hepatosporidae. The record is from the annotation of a GenBank genome assembly.